AGCAAAAAAAUGGUUAAUCUAAAUCUUUGUCUUCUAACUUUUUUUCUCUCCUUGUGUACAUUCACUGCAUUUGCAGAUGACCUAGUUGCUGUCAACUAUUACGCUGAGUCCCUCUGUCCUGACUGCCUUGCAUUUUCCAAGGGACCAAUGAAUGUUGCCAUUGACAAGGUUGGCUCAAUAUUUACUCUAACAUAUGUUCCUAGUGGUAAUGCUAAGCUUCAGUCUGACGGUACUCUUAAAUGUCAACAUGGUCCUAUGGAGUGUCUUAUUAACAAGGUUGAUGCUUGUCUCCUUCAUUAUUAUCCAGAUAGGUAUGGAUGGAUG
This is a messenger RNA of Amphimedon queenslandica, 324 nucleotides long. Its product is annotated as GILT-like protein F37H8.5. Lineage: Eukaryota; Metazoa; Porifera; Demospongiae; Haplosclerida; Niphatidae. The annotation marks the transcript as partial. Gene Ontology annotation, molecular function: oxidoreductase activity, acting on a sulfur group of donors, disulfide as acceptor. The record is from RefSeq and is a predicted model, not a curated record. The transcript has 2 exons.